Molecule: messenger RNA, 1044 nt
Organism: Microsporum canis CBS 113480
Lineage: Eukaryota; Fungi; Ascomycota; Eurotiomycetes; Onygenales; Arthrodermataceae
Exons: 2
Coding region: 1-1044 (347 amino acids)
Source: RefSeq, a predicted model, not a curated record
AUGGCGGAUAUUUUAUUUCAACCUCGCUCACUAUAUCCAACUCCUUCACACCCAGACGGUGGUAUCUGCGACACUGAACUCAGCUGCCGAAAAGUCCGCAUCCAUCAUCCCGCUUACAAAGACGAUUCGUAUACUCUUAUUGCUUUCAUCGGGCUCGACCAUCCGGCUGGUGGCAUCCAUCAUGAAACUGCGAGGAUUGCGUGUGCAAUUCUCGCGGGCAAUAGAUGGGAUGGGUUUUUGACAGAGACGAGAACAGGAGAACGCAUUAGGGAGGAUAAAAAGUUCCCCAUCACUCCCUCCUUCUCUCACUACAGAUUCCCGCAAAGCUUGCCCUCUUCAUGGCGAGACCAAUCUCUUCCGAAUUUACCAGAAAACCGAUUACCCCGUCAAAGCAGUUUAGUUCCAGCCCCUAUCGCCCGUGACAUCUCUUGUCGAGUAACAAACCAUACGGAAGGCACCGAGCAUGCGCAUCUUAUACCCCGGAGCGAACAACAGUGGUAUAUCCAAAACCGCAUGUCCAGGUACGCGAAUAUACGCCCCGAUGCUGAAUUUAUAGACGAUACAUCCAAUGCUAUUCUACUCCGCUCCGAUAUCCAUUCUCUCUUUGAUCAAAAGAGGUUCGUGAUAGUCCCAAAAGCCGAUAAUUUUGUUAUCCAUAUCCUAGCUUCGGGCUCUCUUGAACUUAUCAACUGCUAUCACAAUGUUACUUUGCAGCCUUUGACUGGGGUUGCAACUGAAUAUCUCUUUGCUCGAUUCGCCUGGUCUAUAUUUGCUUAUUCUACACCAUUCCUUCUGAACAGUCUAAAACGAACACUCUCACUUUAUGUGGAUGGUGAGGUAAAGGUUGUUGAAUAUACUGGUGAGCAAUGCAGACAAUUCGUCACUGGGGCUAAAUCCCGCAGUCAGAGCCCGCGAAAGCGACAGCGGAAUAUAGUACAACCCGGGCCAGAGGAUGAUGGAGAAUUCCGUGGGCGGAAAAGGAGACGCAGCUUUGAGCUGUUGUCUUCUCCGGACUCGCAAGGAAACCUAUCAACAGAUAGCUAG